CUGGAUUACCUGCCCCUUUGUAUACAAAGAGUCAGGCACAGACGAAGUAAUGGCGGACGCGAUGGAAAUUGUUAUAAACAGCCAGUCAAUUACAGAUGCAUUGCAGAAAUAUUGUUCAGAAUUCCAAACUAAUAUAUCAGAGCUCAAACCACUACAGUUUAAAGCAGUACAAACAUUAUUAUCAAAAAAAGACUGCAUCUGUGCUCUACCCACUGGUUAUGGCAAAUCAUUAAUUUACGAAAUUUUACCUUUUAUUGUUCCAAAAUGUAUUGUGAUUGUUAUUGUGCCUUUAAAUGCCAUAAUAGAACAGCAAAUACUGAAACUCUAUGGACAAUCUUUUUCUAUGUCUAUGAGUAUAGACACUGUUGACUUAUCAAUUACCAAAUAUUUUUUCUUUCAUCCAGAGACUGUUUUAAACUCUCUUGAAGUGAACAAACUAUUUCGCUCUGUUAAAUUUCAAGAUUAUAACAAGUUUCUUGUAAUCGACGAGGCUCAUUGUGUUAUUGAAUGGGGCGGAGAAUUUAGGAAGGACUUUAAAAGAAUAUACCAACUGAAGUCUCUUGUAAGUUGCCCAAUUCUUGCUUUGUCAGCAACAAUAACAAAAGCAGGUCAAACUGAAAUUGCAAAAUGUCUGCAUUUGACUAACUAUGAAGUUGUAAGUGCUAGCCCUGCAAAAGACAACAUUAAGAUGGUCGUUAUGAAUCGUCCUAGUCCAAACUCCAAAGGGAAUACCUCAUUUACACCAUAUGACUAUAUAUUUGUACCGGUUUUGCAACAACUGAAGAGUGAGAUUGAUAAUUUUGAAAUAACUAUUGUAUAUUGUAAGACAAUUAAUUGGAUUGGUUAUGGAUAUGAACUUGCAAAGCAAAUACUUGGUGAUGAAUUCUACUCAGGAAAACCAUCGGAGAAAACUGCAAGAGUCAUGAUGUACCAUUCAUCUAUGGAAGGCUCUGAUGGGAAGUUGAAGAAACAUAUUGUUGAGACGUUACAGACUGAAAGGUCUACGAUCCGACUGAUAAUUGCAUCUGUGGCUCUAGGCAUGGGUGCAGAUUUGAGGCAUGUUAAGAGGGUGAUUCAUGCUGGACCUCCUACUUCCUUAGAAACUUAUAUACAAGAGAUCGGCAGAGCUGGAAGAAGCCAUGAUGAUGCCCUGGCCAUUCUCUUCUUUAACAAAUCAGACAUUGCAUCUGAACAUAUGACCAGAGAAAUGAAGGACUAUUGUGUAAACUCAACUAUCUGCCGAAGAAGUUUAGUUAACCAGUAUUUUGGUUUUGAAACUCAGGAUGUCAAACAGUUUUCAAUUUGUUGUGAUUUGUGCAAUAAUGAACUGGGGAUAGAAUAUGAUUUUAGUAAACUGUCAGCUAACUAAAAGCAUACAUAGCUUAGUUUUCUUAAACUUCACCAUGACUCGUAAGCACAAAGCUUUUUUAAUUUUUAUUACAAUUACUGUUGCUGGUCACACCAUCCCCUUAAAAUAGGGUUGGUUAGUUGGCAACAGUUUUUAUUUUUAUUUUUGGAUGAUAAAAUUGUAUUUUAUGAUUGUACUGCUUAACGAACGAAUAUUUUGUAGAAUCAUUUGAUAUCUUAUCCUCUCACCUGAUUUAUUUAAUGCCAUUUUGAAAUCUGGUGUUUUUCCUAACUGUUGGAUGGAAGGUAAGGUUUUUCCUCUCCACAAAAAAAAUAAUGUAAUUAAUUACUGAGGGAUAGUUUUGAAUAGCUCACUAAACUUCUUCGGCAGAUAGUUGAGUUUUCCAAAAUAUGUACGGGCAUAUUUUUAGGCAACAAGUAGUAGAUGUUUUUAAACAAUCUUGGUCCAAUAGUGUAUCUGCAAGUCAUUCUUAACAUUCAUAUUGCAAUUUUUAACAACAUAUAAGGUUAUAAUCUUAUUUAGACUUUGUUACAAAAAAGUAUAGUAUUUGUAUCAAAUUUAAACCAUGUUUUUUAUUUGUUUCAUAUUGCAAAGUAUUAUUUGUUUAACAUGUAGCGUGACAUUUUAUUUUUUUAAACUAUACAUCAUAAGAUUGUUAUUUUUUUAUUGAUUUCAUUGCUAACACAUAGUUAAAUCUUGUAAUUUAUGCAUAAUGUGUCUUUGCUUUUUUGUUUAAAUAGCAGCGAGUAUAGUAUAUUUGUUUUAACUUUUUCAUUGUUAAAGCAUAAGCUUAAAUCUUGUAAAUGAAUUUUUUAAAGUAAUUUACCGGUUCUAUAUGAAUAGGACCUUCUUGAAACAUUUAAGUACAUUUAUUAUUUUAUAUACACAUUUGAUUGUAACGAUAUACCAUGUAGUAUAAGUUACCUAAUAAAGGUCUGUUCUGUUCUUAAUUGUGCUUCUAUGCUUAU
This is a messenger RNA of Dreissena polymorpha, 2337 nucleotides long. RefSeq lists its product as uncharacterized. Gene Ontology annotation, cellular component: cytoplasm; nucleus; chromosome. Lineage: Eukaryota; Metazoa; Mollusca; Bivalvia; Myida; Dreissenidae. Bases 50 to 1369 code for a protein of 439 amino acids. Gene Ontology annotation, biological process: double-strand break repair via homologous recombination; telomere maintenance. The record is from RefSeq and is a predicted model, not a curated record. Gene Ontology annotation, molecular function: ATP binding; 3'-5' DNA helicase activity; four-way junction helicase activity. The transcript is spliced from 4 exons.